This is a messenger RNA of Cydia splendana, 3023 nucleotides long. RefSeq names its product striatin-3 (gene Cka). Gene Ontology annotation, molecular function: protein binding. NCBI's taxonomy places the organism in Eukaryota, Metazoa, Arthropoda, Insecta, Lepidoptera, Tortricidae. Bases 231 to 2246 code for a protein of 671 amino acids. The transcript has 9 exons. The record is from RefSeq and is a predicted model, not a curated record.
CGAAAAAAAAGCAAUGUAGCGGACGGACGUCGUUUCGACUUUUCUAUUCCGUCAUGCAAUAAUUUUUGUCAUUCAUGAAUUCGUCGAUAAAAAAUUAUUUAGAUGGUGUCACCUACGUGAACUUUAGUUGAAAUAUAGUCAAAUAAUGUGUUAGUAUUUAAUUUCGCGUAGUUUGUCUUUGUAGUUCUAUAUGAUAGGUCUGUGACAAGUUCGGUAAUGGUGGCCAUGUCAUGAAAAUCCCCACAGCCAUGGAUGAUAGCUCCGUAUCUCAUCACAACGGAGGGCAAGUGGGAUCUCAAAUCGGAGUCAGUAUAAACAACAAACAGAAUGACGAACCUAGCCAAAGCGUCCAGUAUUCGAUACCUGGCAUUUUGCAUUUUAUUCAACAUGAAUGGGCGAGAUUCGAGCUCGAGAGAUCACAAUGGGAGGUGGACAGAGCAGAGUUUGAGGCACGGAUCGCCUUCCUCCAAGGCGAGAGGAAGGGUCAGGAGAAUCUAAAGAAUGACCUCGUGAGGCGGAUCAAGAUGCUAGAGUACGCGCUGAAGCAGGAGCGCGCCAAGUUCCACAAACUGAAGUAUGGAGUGGAGCUGCAACAAGGAGACGUGCGCCCGCCGCCGGAGGAGCCGCCCGCGGAGCCCGAGCCCGCCGAGCGCGCGCAGUGGAAACAGGGCCGGCAGCUCAUCAAACAGUACCUGCAGGAAAUAGGCUAUACAGACACGAUCCUGGACGUGCGCUCGAACCGCGUGCGCACGCUGCUGGGCCUCAACAACGAGGAGCAGCAGGAGGACCCCAACUGCCGGAGCUACGACAAGCAGCAGCGCGACAGAUGCGACUACUCUAUGAACUCUAUGGUCCGCAAAUAUGAUAUCGGUAAAGAACCACAACGCAAAGGCCCGUCGGCCGGAGGCUACAAUGAAGAAGGCCUCUCAGUGCAAGACACGGCGGUGGUCUUCACGCACUUCGAGUUCCUGGCCAACCAGGAGAUGGACAUGGACGAGAUCGACGACCUGGAUGCCAAGCAGGGGCACCACUCCGCGCCUAAACAAGGCGAAGAGGUGGAUCACGAAGCUGAGGAGGUGCUCAACGAGCUCAACUCUCUGACGGAGAGCGAGGCCGACGGCGGCGGGCAGGGCGACGAGUAUCCAGUCGUAAAGUUCCCGGGCGGCGGCGGCGAGGCGGACGAGGAGCCCCUGGCGCUGGGCGAGCUGGCGCAGCUCACCGUCAGCAACGAGCCGGAGGCCUACGACGUGCAGGGCGCCAACAAGGAGUCCUUCCGCAAGACCUGGAACGCCAAGUACACGCUGCGCUCGCACUUCGACGGGGUGCGAGCGCUGGCCUUCCACCCGACGGAGGCGGCGCUGGUGACCGCGUCGGAGGACCACACGCUGAAGCUGUGGAACCUGCAGCGCACGGUGCCGGCCAAGAAGUCGGCCGGGCUGGACGUGGAGCCGCUGUACACGUUCCGCGCGCACUCGGCGCCCGUGCUGUGCCUGGCCAUGGGCGCGCCGCGCACCGAGGAGUGCUUCUCGGGCGGCCUCGACGGCACCAUCCGCGUCUGGAACCUGCCGCCGCCCACCGCCGACCCCUACGACCCCUACGAUCCCCAGGUCCAGGGUCCCGUGCUGCGCGAGCACACGGACGCGGUGUGGUCGCUGGCGGCGGCGCACGGGCGCCUGCUGUCGGCGUCGGCGGACGGCACGGCGCGGCUGUGGGCGCCGCGCGCGCCGCGCCCGCUGCUGGCCACGCUCCGCGACGACGCGCUGCCCCCGGCCGCCGCCGCCGCCGCCGCCGACUUCGCCGAGGCCGGCGCGCGCGCCGCCGUCGUCUACCGCGACGCCACCAUGCUGCUCUACGACCUGGAGACCGGACAGACGGUGCUGCGCGUGGCGAUGGAGAGCCCGGCGACGCGCGUGCGCGCGCACCCGACGCUGCCGCUGCUGGUGUCGGCGCACGAGGACCGGCACAUCCGCUUCUGGGACGUGGUGUCGGGCCGCUGCGCGCACGCCAUGGUGGCGCACCUGGACGCCGUCACCGGGCUCGCGCUCGACCCCAACGGGCUGUUCCUGCUGUCCGGCUCGCACGACUGCUCCGUGCGGCUGUGGAACCUCGACACCAAGACCUGUGUACAGGAGAUCACCGCGCACCGCAAGAAGUUCGACGAGAGCAUCCUCGACGUCGCCUUCCACCCGCUGCGGCCCUACAUCGCGAGCGCCGGCGCCGACGGCCUCGCGAAGGUGUUCGUCUGAGCGGCAGACGUCGACUAUAUAUUAUAUAUAUAUUACAUGUAUUUCGUUUGGAUACGAGCUAGCCCGCUCGCGCGGCUCGGCCGCCGGCGUGGCCGGUGUGUGUCAGUAGCGGCCCGUAGUGGAGCGGAGCUCGGCCCGUCCGGUUCCGCCGGACCGCUCUAGCGUAUUUAAAUUGUAACGUAAUGGACGCGCUCGACGCUCGUUAUAAGCGCGUAGUGAACACUCAUCUAUGUAUAGACAUUUGAAAUCUAUUAUAAUAUAUUUUUAGACUUUCAGUAUGUGGAUUUUAGGUUUUUAUUGCGACUUUUUCACCGAUUUUAUGAUACGCAGUGAGAAUAUUGUUCGUUUCUUAUGCAACUGUAAGCGAGACCUUGUAAUAAAUAUAACAUGUGGAUACCGACGAUGUUUCCUUGAUACGUUUUAUUUUGUGUCUGUACAGUUAGAUGUUACGCACUAUUUGCUAAUCGUUUUGCAGAAACGGAUGGUGUUUCUUUAGGCUAGCAUAUUUUAUUUAAAUUGAUUGGAUAUCAAUAGAGAAAUGUCUCUUUUUGUUUUGUGACAUGUAUCGAGUAACGUGCUCUCAUUGUAACUCAUGAGCGAUCGAACAAAAAUUGAGUAGAAGUACUAUAUCGGAAGUAACAUAAGUAAUGUUUGUUGAUAACGAGUACUGCGAUGUAGAAUAUAUUAUAAUAAAACAUAAUAUUUCCUUUAUUUUCCUCGAAUUCAUACUUGUACACAUACAUCCAAAAUUGAUAGUAAAAAGCAACAUAACCGACA